AUGAACUCCUCCUCCACUCUCGCUUCCUCCUCCUUCUCUACAUCCUCAUCUCUCUUCCAAUACAAACUCAUUCCCAGUAAACCAACCCAACCUUCCCUUCUCCGUUUUGACCCUCCCCAUUCCCACAAUUCCCACAAUGUCCCUGCCCUUAAAGUCACAGCCUCCUCCGCCGCCCACCACCACCGACCCCUCCUCCCAGGUAACACCCAUAACAACCCAAGCCCGAUUCUUCAAACUCUUAAACAUUACGCCAAAACCGCCAUUCUCAUCGGAGUCACCGCCGCCGUGUUCACCACCAAAUCAUCGACUUUGCUCGCCAUAGCCGAACCUACGCCGACAUUGUCCGACUUCCUGGGUUCGAAUUCGGAAGCCAUCGGUGCCCUGAAAUCGCUUCUGCAGCAGAAGCUCGAAAACGGCGAGGACGACGAGGCGCUCAAGAUCCUGCAGCGCUUGGUCGAGGCGCAACCGUCCAAUACCGAGUGGAAGUUCAUGAUGGAACGAGAGAACGAGAGAACGAGAGAGAGCCUGAGGUUCGGGUUAUGCGAGAGAGCUCUGAGGUGA
This is a messenger RNA of Pyrus x bretschneideri (Chinese white pear), 561 nucleotides long. RefSeq lists its product as uncharacterized. The transcript has a single exon. The record is from RefSeq and is a predicted model, not a curated record. The coding region runs from base 1 to 561 and encodes 186 amino acids. NCBI's taxonomy places the organism in Eukaryota, Viridiplantae, Streptophyta, Magnoliopsida, Rosales, Rosaceae.